Molecule: messenger RNA, 2741 nt
Organism: Plectropomus leopardus (leopard coralgrouper)
Lineage: Eukaryota; Metazoa; Chordata; Actinopteri; Perciformes; Serranidae
Gene: thoc1
Product: THO complex 1
Biological process (GO): signal transduction; mRNA export from nucleus
Cellular component (GO): THO complex part of transcription export complex
Molecular function (GO): protein binding
Source: RefSeq, a predicted model, not a curated record
CCCGCGCUCCCGGGGAAACCGGAAGACGUUUAGCGGCAGUUCCGGUUGCAGAGCUGUAAAGAUGUCGCCGUCCUUGUUUAAUUUUGUCGACGCUAAAGACAAAUUUACGGUGUCUGCCAGACAUGCCCUAGUUAGCAGAACCAGCAAACCGUUGAUAAAUGCUUUUAACCAGUUCCCUGGAAAUGAGGCAGAGAAGAAAACCACACUUGACCAGGCGCUGAGGAGUGUUCUCGGUGAUCAAAUCGUUGAGCAGAAGGCGAGCUGUGAUGAAUACUUGUCUCUCAUCUUCCUGAGUAUUGAUGCAGUCACAGAAGGUAUCUGUUCUGCUACAACUCCUUUUCUUCUUCUGGGAGACGUACUGGAUUGUCUUCCUCUCGACCAAUGUGACAGAAUAUUCUCUUUUGUUGAGGAGAAUGUCUCCACCUGGAAAUCGAACUCUUUUUACACUGCCGGGAAGAACUACUUGUUGAGGAUGUGUAACGAUCUUUUAAGGAGGCUGUCCAAAUCGCAGAAUACUGUUUUCUGUGGCCGAAUCCAGCUUUUCCUGGCACGUCUCUUCCCUCUGUCUGAAAAAUCAGGUCUCAAUCUGCAGAGCCAGUUUAAUCUGGACAAUAUAACAGUGUUCAACAAAAAUGAACAGGAAAGCACGCUCGGCCAGAAGCACACUGAAGAAAAGGAGGAUUGUAUGGAGGUUGAGGAAGGAGAAAUGGGAGAGGAUGAUGCCCCCGCACCAUGUUCCAUUCCAAUUGACUACAACUUGUACAGAAAGUUCUGGACACUGCAGGACUACUUCAGAAACCCCGUGCAGUGUUACGAGAAGUUCUCCUGGAUGACUUUCCUUAAGUUCUCAGAUGAGACGCUUGCAGUUUUUAAGAGCUACAAGUUGGAUGACAUGCAGGCCUCAAAGAGAAAGCUGGAAGAGCUGAGAGCAUCUGGAGGAGAGCACGUCUACUUUGCCAAGUUUCUAACAAGUGAGAAGCUUAUGGACUUGCAGCUCAGCGACGGCAACUUCAGGCGGCACAUUCUUCUGCAGUACCUCAUCCUCUUCCAGUACCUGAAGGGUCAGGUCAAGUUCAAAAGCUCCAGCAGUGUCCUGAAUGAUGACCAGACUAUGUGGAUCGAAGAGACUACUAAACUGGUUUAUCAGCUGCUGAGAGAGAUCCCUCCUGAUGGGGACAAGUUUGCCACCAUGGUUGAGCAUAUCCUCAACACAGAGGAGAACUGGAAUGGCUGGAAAAAUGAAGGAUGCCCGAGCUUUGUGAAGGAAAGGACAGUAGAUGACAAACCCAAAAGACCCACCAGGAAACGACAAGCUCCUGAGGACUUCCUUGGAAAAGGGCCAGACCGCAAGAUUUUCAUGGGAAAUGAUGAGUUGACUCGACUGUGGAACCUGAACCAUGACAACAUGGAGGCCUGCAAGUCGGACAGCAGGGAGUUCAUGCCAUCAUUGGAUGAAUUCUUUGCGGAGGCCAUUGAACAGGCUGACCCUGCUAACAUGGUGGAAGAAGAGUACAAGGUUGUUAGGAACCCAAACUACGGCUGGCGUGCUCUGAGGCUUCUGUCCCGAAGAAGUCCACACUUCUUUCAACCAACUAACCAGAAGUUCAAGAGCCUGGCAGACUACCUGGACAGCAUGGUCAGCAAACUGGCCAAAGAACUGCCGAAGGAUAUUCCCUCUGAAGAGAUCAAGACAGGAGAGGAAGAUGACGAUGAUAAUGGAGACAAUCUUCUCAAAGACAGCAAUGACAGUCCAAGCAUACAGAACAAAAUGGUGACAAACCAGCAGAUGGAUGACAUUGCAGCCAAACUGGGAGCACAGUGGAAGACGCUGGCAUCUCAUUUGGAAAUGAAGGCCGCAGAGUUGCGUGAGAUUGAAACAGACAGUGAAGAUGUCGACAUGCAGGCCAAACUGUUGCUUGUAGCCUGGCAGGACAGAGAGGGAACACAGGCUACCGUGGAGAGCCUGGUCACAGCUCUUAACGCUGCAGGUUUCUCCCAGAUUGCAGACAACCUCAGUGAGGCUUAAGCGGAGCUCUUGUAAAGAGAGGUCAGCAGCGCAUGCACUUCCUGCGCCGGAUGAAGAGAGCACACCUCCCCCCUCCAUUUUCACAACCUUCUACAGAGGCACCAUAGAGAGCAUUCUGACCAGCUGCAUUUCUUACUGGGCUCGAGCCUGCAGUGCCUCCGACUGGAAGUCCCUUCAGAUGGUAGUGAGGACAACGGACAAAAUCAUCAGGACUUUACUUCCUCCCAUCCAAGAUGUUUCAAAGCAACGCUGCAUGAUAAGGUCUCAUAACAACAGCAAAGACUCCUCACACCCCCACCUUGGGCUGUUCUCACUGCUAAACUCUGGAAAGAGGAUUUACAGCCUUCAAAGCAGUACAGCCAGGAUCUGCAUUAGCUUAUUCUCACAGACCAUAAGACUGUUAAACUCAAGUCAAUGACCCCUCCACCCCCUUCACACACCCACACAGGACUGCUUCAUUGGACUGUGUAAUAUAAUAUAAAUAUACACCUGUGCAAUAAUUAUUUAUAUCCCAAGUAGUACUUAUAUAUGUAGUUUCUAAUUUUGUGACACCUAUUUCUAUUUACAUUUUGUACUUUUUAUGUAAAUACUAGCUGUUUUUAUCUGGCACAACGUUCUUGCUGCUGUUUUUUAUCCUGCAUUAUGAUGAGACAACUGAAAAGAAAUUUUGUUCUAAACGACACUUUAAAGUGAGAUUGGUAUGACAAUAAAGGAA